Messenger RNA from Myotis lucifugus (little brown bat), 5939 nucleotides. It is a transcript of the gene ARID4B, whose product is annotated as AT-rich interaction domain 4B. Gene Ontology annotation, biological process: regulation of transcription by RNA polymerase II. The transcript has 25 exons. Lineage: Eukaryota; Metazoa; Chordata; Mammalia; Chiroptera; Vespertilionidae. Gene Ontology annotation, cellular component: nucleus. The record is from RefSeq and is a predicted model, not a curated record. Gene Ontology annotation, molecular function: transcription cis-regulatory region binding. Bases 279 to 4349 code for a protein of 1356 amino acids.
GUCGAGUCCGGAGUGAGGAGCUUGGGCGCCGGAGCGGAGGAGUCUCUGAAGCUUAGCUGGCCGCCGCCACGGCCGCCGCCUGGACCUCUCCCCGGAGCGAGCCGCAGGAGGGUCUGUGGCCGCCGUCCUCUGGGGGGCAGCGCGACGGGGGCCCGGGCUCCCGUCCGGGAGGGUUUUUCGUCGUCCCCCUCCCCCCAGCGAGGGAACCCGAGCGGCCGCCAAACAAAGGUGCAGGUGAAUCUGGUGUUUUGGAAGGGCGCCGCGGUCCCGGCAUCACCAUGAAGGCCCUGGAUGAGCCUCCCUAUCUGACAGUGGGCACUGAUGUGAGUGCUAAGUACAGAGGAGCCUUCUGUGAAGCCAAGAUCAAGACAGCAAAGAGACUUGUCAAAGUCAAGGUAACAUUUAGGCAUGAUUCUUCAACAGUGGAAGUUCAGGAUGACCACAUAAAGGGCCCACUAAAGGUUGGAGCUAUUGUGGAAGUGAAGAAUCUCGAUGGUACAUAUCAGGAAGCUGUCAUCAAUAAAUUAACAGACGCGAGUUGGUAUACUGUAGUUUUUGAUGAUGGAGAUGAGAAGACGCUGAGACGGUCCUCGCUGUGCCUGAAAGGAGAGAGACAUUUUGCUGAAAGUGAAACUCUAGACCAGCUCCCACUCACCAACCCUGAACAUUUUGGCACUCCAGUCAUAGGGAAGAAAACAAAUAGAGGAAGAAGAUCUAAUCAUAUACCAGAGGAAGAGUCUUCUUCAUCCUCCAGUGAUGAAGAUGAGGACGACAGGAAGCAGAUUGAUGAGCUGCUAGGCAAAGUUGUUUGUGUAGAUUACGUUAGUUUGGAUAAAAAGAAAGCACUAUGUUUUCCUGCAUUGGUGGUUUGUCCUGAUUGUAGUGAUGAAAUUGCUGUGAAGAAAGAUAAUAUUCUUGUUCGAUCUUUCAAGGAUGGCAAAUUUACUUCAGUACCAAGAAAGGAUGUCCAUGAAAUUACUAGUGAUACUGCACCAAAGCCUGAUGCUGUUUUAAAACAAGCCUUUGAUCAGGCACUAGAGUUUCACAGAAGUAGAACUAUUCCCGCUAACUGGAAGACGGAAUUGAAAGAAGACAGCUCCAGCAGUGAGGCAGAGGAGGAGGAAGAGGAGGAGGAGGAUGAGAAAGAAAAGGAGGAUAACAGCAGUGAGGAGGAGGAAGAAAUAGAACCAUUUCCAGAAGAAAGAGAAAACUUUCUUCAGCAGCUGUACAAAUUCAUGGAGGAUAGAGGCACACCUAUUAACAAACGACCUGUACUUGGAUAUAGAAAUUUGAAUCUCUUUAAGUUAUUCAGACUUGUACACAAACUUGGAGGAUUUGAUAAUAUUGAAAGUGGAGCUAUCUGGAAGCAAGUCUACCAGGACCUUGGGAUUCCUGUCUUAAAUUCAGCUGCAGGAUACAAUGUGAAAUGUGCUUAUAAAAAAUACUUAUAUGGUUUUGAGGAGUACUGUAGGUCGGCCAAUAUUGAAUUUCAGAUGGCACUGCCAGAGAAAGUUGCUAACAAGCCAUGUAAGGAGUGUGACAGUGUAAAAGAAAUAAAAGUUAAGGAAGAAAGUGAACCAGAAAUGAAAGAAAUAAAGAUUGAAGAGGAGGAGAAGAUAAUAAUAAAAGAAGAAAACCCUACUGAAGAUGAUGUUGAAAGAAAAGAAAAUAUUAAACCCUCUCUGGGAAGUAAAAAGAAUUUAUUAGAAUCUAUAUCUACACAAAGUGAUCAGGAAAAAGAAGUUAACCUAAAAAAGACAGAAGAAAAUGAAAAUCUGGUCGACAAAAAUGAUGAGACAACUGGGUUAGAUGAAUCCCUCAGCAUAAAGGUAGAAGCUGAAGAAGAAAAAGCAAAAUCUGGCAUGAAGCCAAGGAGGGAGGAAGAAAAAAGAAAAACAUGUUUAGAUGAAUAUAGUAAAAGAGAUGAAACGAAUAAAGAGGAAGAGGAAGAUGAUGAAGAAGUAGAAGAGGAGGAGGAGGAGGAGGAGGAGGAAGAAGAUGAAGAGGAUGAUGACAACAAUGAGGAAGAGGAGUUUGAAUGCUAUCCACCAGGCAUGAAAGUCCAAGUGCGGUAUGGACGAGGGAAAAAUCAAAAAAUGUAUGAAGCUAGUAUUAAAGAUUCUGAUGUCGAAGGUGGAGAGGUCCUUUACUUGGUCCAUUACUGCGGAUGGAAUGUGAGAUAUGAUGAAUGGAUUAAAGCAGAUAAAAUAGUAAGACCUGCUGAUAAAAAUGUGCCAAAGAUAAAACAUCGGAAGAAAAUAAAGAAUAAAUUAGACAAAGAAAAGGACAAAGAUGAAAAAUACUCUCCUAAAAACUGUAAACUUCGGCGCUUGUCAAAACCACCAUUUCAGACAAAUUCAUCUCCUGAAAUAGUAUCUAAACUGGACCUUACUGAUGCCAAAAACUCCGAUACAGCUCAUAUUAAAUCCAUAGAAAUUACUUCUAUCCUUAAUGGACUUCAAGCUUCUGAAAGUUCUGAAGACAGUGAGCAGGAGGAUGAGACAGGUGCUCACGACAUGGACAGUACUGGCAAAGAGGAAUCGAAGACUGAGUAUUUGGCCCACGCCAGAAAUGACCUUUCAAAGGAGGAACAGAACAGUUCAUUUUUGCUAGAAGAAAGCAAGGUCCAUGCAGAUUUGGUAAUAUCUAAACCAGCGUCAAAAUCUCCAGAAAGGUUAAGAAAAGAUAUGGAAGGAUUGUCUGAAGAUACGGAUUAUGAAGAAGAUGAAGUCACAAAAAAGAGAAAGGAUGUCAAGAAAGACACCCCCGAUAAAUCCUCAAAGCCACAGGUCAAACGUGGGAAAAGAAGGUAUUGCAACACAGAGGAGUGUGCAAAAACCGGGUCGCCCAGCAAGAAGGACGAGAAGGCCAAGAACAAAGAAUCACUUUGCGUAGAAAACAGUAGCAACAGCUCUUCUGAUGAAGACGAAGAAGAAAAAUCAAAAGCAAAGCUGACACCAACCAAGAAAUACAACGGUUUGGAGGAAAAGAGAAAAUCUCUGCGGACGACCGGUUUCUAUUCGGGAUUCUCAGAAGUGGCAGAGAAAAGGAUCAAACUCCUAAACAACUCGGAUGAAAGACUUCAGAACAGCCGAGCGAAAGAUCGCAAAGAUGUCUGGUCAAGUAUUCAGGGCCAGUGGCCCAAAAAGACGCUGAAGGAGCUUUUUUCCGACUCCGACACGGAGGCCGCGGCUUCCCCUCCGCACCCGGCCCCGGAGGAGGGCCCGGCCGAGGGGACCCUGCAGACGGUGGCCGAGGAGGAGAGCUCACCCGGGGCCGAGCUGGACGCGCCGCUGCCCGCCAGCGCCGACAGCCAGCCCGCCGAGGAGAAGCCCCUGGAAGCCAGUGACAAAAAGGCCGAGUUUCCGAGCAGCGGCAGCAAUUCAGUGCUGAACACCCCUCCUACCACCCCGGAGUCCCCUUCCUCGGUCACCGUCACGGAGGCCGGGCAGCAGCCGUCUUCGGUGUCAGCGUCAGACGCUCUGGCCCCAAACCAGGAAGAGGUGCGAAGUAUCAAGAGUGAGACCGACAGCACCAUUGAGGUGGACAGUGUCGCCGGGGAGCUCCAGGACCUGCAGUCGGAGGGGAACAGCUCGCCCGCCGGCUGCGACGCCAGCGUGAGCUCCAGCAGCAGCACCCAGCCCGAGCCCGAGCCCUCGGAGAAAGCCUGUACAGGUCAGAAAAGAGCGAAAGAAGCCCAGGGAGGAGGAAGUUCAUCGAAAAAGCAGAAACGAAGCCAUAAAGCAACAGUGGUAAACAACAAAAAGAAGGGAAAAGGCACCAACAGUAGCGACAGUGAAGAACUUUCUGCCGGGGAGAGCGUCACCAAGACUCAGCCCGUCAAAUCCCUGUCCGCGGGAAUGAAGGCUCACAGCGCUCACAGCGCCAAGUCGCCCGCACGGACACAGUCGCCGGGAAAAUGUGGGAAGAAUGGGGACAAGGACCCUGACCUCAAGGAACCCAGUAAUCGGUUACCCAAGGUUUACAAGUGGAGCUUUCAGAUGUGUAAGUGCAGAUACCGAAUGGGCAGCUGGUCAGUCUGUAGAAGCUUUGUCCUAGUAACUCUUGAUGCUCCGGACCUUGAAAAUAUGACAACUGCUGAACGCAUCACAAUUCUUCAAGAAAAAUUGCAAGAAAUCAGAAAACAUUAUCUGUCAUUAAAAUCUGAAGUAGCUUCCAUUGAUCGUAGGAGAAAGCGUUUGAAGAAGAAAGAAAGAGAAAGUGCUGCUACAUCCUCAUCCUCUUCUUCACCCUCAUCCAGUUCCAUAACAGCUGCUGUUAUGUUAACGUUAGCUGAACCAUCCAUGUCCAGCGCAUCACAAAAUGGAAUGUCAGUCGAGUGCAGGUGACAGCAGGACUUGCUCAAGCACUUUGCACUUAAUGGCUGUGAGGGCCACGUCUUUUUUAUACUGCACAGUGGCACAAAAAAUCAGACAAAGCACUAUUUUAUAUUUAAAAAUUGUUUCUUGACAAGCUGACUUGGCACUUAAGUGCACUUUUUUUAUGAAGAAAAAGUACAAUGAACUGCUUUUCCUCAAGCAAUAAUUGUUUCCAACUUGUCUGGGAAUUGUGUGUCUGGUGACUUGAAGGCCUUCCACUGUGGCUAAUGGAGGCUUUUCACUGCCUGUAGAGACAAUACAGUAAGCGUAAUUAUUGGGUGGCCAGAAAAUGGUAAGAUAACUUACUGUAUAUGUAUUCCCUUGUAUUUUGUUAAAGCUGGAGCAUUUGAUAUUUUUCCAUUUAUUUAUGAAAAAAAUAUGAACCUAUUUUCAUUUGUACAAGCUAAUUGUUUUUUAAAGAGAGUCACUUUGCGGUGGCUUUAAUUGUAUAAGUCAAGCACAUGUAAUAAAUUCAAAACCUGCCGUUAACAGGACAGCAGACAUCAGUCCUGGUAACCAAAUAUUAAAGAUUCUCUUUAAAAAAGACUGAACAUGUUUACAGGUUUGAAUUAGGCUAAAAGGUCUUGCAGUGGCUUUUCAUACCCCUUCAAAUUGGAAUGGAACUACUGUACUUUGCCAUUUUUCUAUAAAUCAGUAUUUUUUUUUAAUUUUGAUAUAAUACAUUGUGUGAAAAAAGAAAAUGGCUAAUAAACUGUAUUAAAUCUUAAACAAUGUAUAGAUUGUAUUUAGCCAGUUCAAAGUGUAUAUUUAUUCAUAAUGAAUUAUAACAGUUAUAUUUUUGUGUUUUCUUGUAAAUGUUUCUUUUCCUUAAAUACAGAUAACUCAUUUGUAUUGCUUAUUUUAUUAUGAGCUACAACAAGAGGAUUUCAGGAACAAGUAAACUGUAUUAGUAUGGUUCAAGGUUGAAGUAUAAAUAGGUAAUCGGGUAGUAGGCCUAUGAAAUUAAAUGCCUUGUAUAAAAUAAAUGAACGCAGAAUUGUUUCCACUUGUAUGGACUUUAUGUUGUAUGAUUCCAACCUCUGUUCUGUUUGGCACUUGUAUUUAAUUCUCCACCUUUGUAAGACAUUUGUAUAUUGCGGAUGUGUUCAUUCAAGCUAUUUAAUACCUGGCACUGUUAAUACACAGUACUUUACUGUACAGACUGUUUUACUGUUUUAAUUGUAGUUCUGUGUACUUUUUUUUUAAAUGGGGCUGGCAUGUUUUAUUUGUUUUCAGGCAAUAUGAUGUGAGAAUUUUGAAGCGUUUUGUUGUAGAUGCUAACGUGUCAGAAUCCUUUACAUUCAACUUUUCUAAGAAAAGCAUUUUCAGUCUUGUAGUGUGUGCUUACAGUAACUAAUUUUGUUGAAAAUGGUUUCAAGUUACUCAAAUUUGUACAGGACUGUAAAGAUUUGUUGACAGCAAAACAUUGAAGAAAAAGCUUAUAGAAUAAAAGCUAUAAAGUAUAUAUUAGGAUCUGCAAACAAUGAAGAAUUAUGUAAUAUAUUGUACAAAUGUAAGCAAAGGCUCUGAAAUAAAAUGCCAUAGUUUGUGAGUCAUUGA